AUGGAGAUACUGAUCAGGCAGCAGCUGUCAGAUGCUGAAAGGCACCAAGAUGUUGAAGCUCUGAAGAGUAGUUACCAGUCAAUGAAGACAGCAGAUGAAGGGAAAUCAGCCCUUGAUUCCUCGGAGAGUUUCUCUUCUGACUUGUAUGUCUUGUGCGCAGAACAAGCACAUCAGAUGGGUUUCCCAGAAAUGAGCAUUGACUGUCUACAAAUGUAUUUUAAAGGAAAACCUCCCGUAAACCAGUUUUUGGGCAGGGCAUACUUGUGCCAGAGCCAAUUAUAUACCCCAGUAUCUACUGAUAAUUUGGAACAAUUUGAAAAAUUCAUUAUAAACUUGCUGAAAGUAUUAGAAUUUGCAUUAGAUGAUACAAGAUACUAUUUUUUGAUAUAUAAUGCUUCAGUUAUUUACUGGAAGGUUGUACGGCCAUUUUUUAAGCCUGGGUUCCUCCACUUUCUUAUUCCAAGCCUCUCUCAGAUUGUGACUGCGUUGAAACAUCCAACUGAGGAAGACAAGGACUGGACAGCAGAACUCAUGAUUGAGUUGAUUGAAUGUUUCCUGGAUGCUUCCAGAAUUGAAGAAGCCAUAGAUUUUUCAUCCACUGCAACAGCAUUUAUUAAAGAAAAUGUUCCAGGGAAAUAUAAAAAACUGUUUUCACUAAUGGUGCGUCACAAACUAGUGGACGCUGCACAAAUAGAAGAUGAACUUGAAAGCUCUCCCAGCCUGAACAUUAUUUAUAAAAUCCAAACAAUCAAACUGCAUUUAGAUAAAAAUGAGAUUCCACCAGAUGCUGCCACAGAUUUGAGUAAUACAUAUGAACUGCUGAAAGGAUCUAGAAGGAAAAUAAACCGUAUUGAAAGAAUUUCUUUGCUGAUGGAAUUGGCUCGACUGUCUUUGAAAUUAAAUUGUAUACCUAUUGCGUGUUCAUGUAUAAAUGACUUGAAGAAAUGUAAGAUUAGUGAUACAGCAAAAGAGAUUGAAUUAGACUGCUUGGAAUGUGACUGUGAAGUCCAGAAACUUGGGCCUAAAAUUGAAACAUAUGCUAAAAGCGUUGUUGAGGCUCAGCUAAAAGUAAUACAGAAACUUGAACUAAUUUUGAAUCGUGCGAUUCGGAUGCGAGACCCUAAUGUUAUUCAGGCAGUAUGUGCUACCCUGUGGAAUAUCUGCUUACCACUGCUGCAGCACAACUUGCAACAGCAUGUACGGAAACCAUUGUUGGCUAUUGCUGAAGUCCUAGAGAAGAUUGACAGCAUGUUGAUUUUAUUACGUUGUCAAGUUCAUAUGGAAAUUGCCCGUAUUGAGGAAAAGGCAGACAGAAUAGAGGCGGCCAUUGAACAUGUGCAGAAGGCCAUGUACCUUGAUAACAAUGGGCAAUAUCAUGAAUAUCUUAAAAUGGCCUUCCAUCGGCUUAACUUAAACACAAUGUUGUACAAGUCAUUGGAACGUCUAGAAGAUCAAGCAAGUUUGAUGAUUGAACAGGCUAAAAAGGGAACAUCAAAAGACAGUGUGAGAAAAAAACGGUCUCUGUUGGUGAAUGCUGGCCUUGCACUAGCUCCUGAGGCAUUUCAGAUUGUCCUUGAUAGCGAAAAUGAAGUUAAAGUUGCCUCAAGUAAAACUAAGGGUCCAAUUAGUUACCUCUGUGCAAAAGCAGAGCACCACACCAGAAAUGUGGAGAAAGCAGAUGUUCAUUUGAAGAGAAUAGGACAUGAAAAUGAAAAAGAGAGAAUCAGGCUUUGGUCAGAAAUAGCAAAAACAGCCCGGAAGCAAAGUGUGUGGGACGUGUGUCGGGCAGCAUGUAGAUUCUGCCUUUUAUAUGAUGAUUGUCAAAUGACGAAGGCCUCAAAGCGCAAAAAAUUAUUCAAGAAGAAAACUAGUAUGGUCAUAGUAGGUGAUGAACAAGAAGGAAAUGUACAAAGAGAAUCACCCUCACCCACUAAGUUAUUCUCUUUGGAAAAAGAUUUACUCAGAACUAUAGCAGAAGUAAGAUUCAUUAAUGCAGAGGCUACAAUCCAUUUAUUAAGAAUGGAAGGUGUCGAGCUCAACAAUCAUGCUGUUGUCCCUGUAGAAACAAAUCUGCACUCUCCAGGACAUGGUCUGCCACAAACUGGGCAUGAAUCAGAAUGGAAUAUAUACAGCACAUGGAUAGACCAAUUAUCUAAAUACGCUAUGGAAAACUUUUUACGGGCUGCCAAAAUUGGAGAAGAGUUAAAUGAAUCCUGGAUUGUACAUAACACUGUGGUAUAUGUCUUAAAUCACAAUAAGCAUCUGGUUAGUUCAAAAAGGCAAAGAGAAAUGGUCGAACCUCUACAUACUCUUUUCAAUGCAAUUAGGAAUACUGGGCAUUGUGGGAAUACUACUAUUUUAGUAACAUUAUGUAAUGCUCUGGCUCGGGGCCUAAUUCUUCCUUGGAUUCCAACACCGAUUCCCAAAUCUGAUGAAAAGAAAGUGACAGAAGAAGGACCCACCAAACGUAAAAAGGCUGCUCCAAAAGUAUAUGAAAAAUCAGUUUCUGCUGCAUCUUCAUCUGUGGAUCCAGCUGGGAUUCAUGAUAUUAAAUCAGCCAUUGAGGUUUGUGAAUUUGCCAUGCGUUUGCCUAAUGGAAGUGUACCUGAUGAACCGGUGCCCAUCGCUAUGCGUCAACAGGUUAUUGCGACUUGGGUGAAAGCCAAACAAUUAGUUCAGCAUCAGAUUGGGAGGUGGCAUGGAUCUGAUGAGGAGAGUAAUGAUGAAGGGUCCAGUCCCAUGGCAAAAGUUUUUAUUGGUCUGGAAAUGUACUCAUGCAACGGUUUGGGUCUCAUGGACUUUUCACUUCCCAACUUGCCUCAUUUGGUGAAGAUGGCUUUAGAGUGCCACUGGCCAGACCCACUAGUACAACUUCAGACGCUGACCAGGCUUACACAUUUUGCACACACCAUCCAUGACCAUGAGCUGGUGAUGACGUGCUCUCAGAAGAUUUUGGGAUUGGAUGAUAAGGUGCCAUACAACAAUGAUGCUAAGAAAAAGGAAAUGAAUGAUUACACGGUGAGACAAGGAAUGCUAAGCAUUGCUGCUUGUACACAAGGGAAGAGUAUGAUGGAAAACUUGGCUGGCAAAAAACAUUUGCGUGCGGCGGCAUCAAAAUCCUUUGUUGAAAGUGCAAGGUAUGCAGGAGAAGCAGGGGACAUUGCUCUUGCCUUGGUAGCAGCUAGACAUUUCUGGAAUGCCUGCUUACCUUUCAUUGGGUCUUCAGCAGACAGGCAGCAGCUCAAAAUGCCCACUGAAGUAAUUCUGAAAAGCAUCAUUAAAGCAUCCGAAGCCAAAAAUAAGCAGGAAACAGAUCAUAUGUUAGAGCUGCAUCAGUGGGCUACAAUAGAUUUUCAAAGCAGCAGUUCAUCAGAUGGGCAUUUUUUUCCAGGUGCUGAUGAGGAUCUGACCUUAAGGACAUUCUUGUAUGUAUUAUUAUUCCAAGUGUAUGCUGAUAAAAACGACUGGGAAGCAGGCCUCAAAGUCUUAGAUGAGGCUAUUCAGUGUCUCCCUCGAACCAAGCACAGACUUCCAAUUUUUAAACACAUGGUAAUGGUGAAGGCAAGACUUGGACGUAACUAUAUAAUGGAAAUUCAGAAAUUCCGAGAUGAAAGUGAAGACUACUUGUCGCAUAUGUGGCAUCGACUGGCAUCUGUGUCCUCAGAUCUUGUGGGACAGCUAUCCUGUUUCCAAAAUACAAUUGGAGUUUUACAGAAAAAAGAAUAUGAAUUAAAGAAAGUUGAUAACCUAUUAAGAUUUGCAGAAUGGCUAUAUUGCAAACAGUUUCCUCUUAAUGAAGCUAUUAAACACCUGGACUGGGCAAUUUCUAUACUGCUGUACCUCAAACCUGUCCAAAAAAGCCCUGAUGAGGAAGAUUCAAGAGACAAAAUUAUGAUUGAAGAUUUAAGAAGUAUAAAGCAGUUAGAAGCGUUGUUUAGAGCUCAUACAAUAAUGGCAGUGAUUUCUGGCCAUGGUUCACCGUCUCAUGAGCAGCACUGUUUGAUGGCAUACGCUUUCGUGAUGCGCAUAUGGCAGAUGUCACUGACAUCAGCAGGAUCUGUUUUAAAAGCAUUGGCCAAAGUUUCACCAACUCAGCUAACUACUCCCAAAACAAAAGGGAAAAAAGAUGCAAAACAACCUGCUGGUAAUUCACCAACAACCCCUCCUAAAAAAGAUAAAUCGUCAAAGGAAAUCAAGCGGGUAUGUGUUCUUUUAAUACCAUGUUCUGAUUUCUUUAAUCCUAGUGAAAAAUAAACUUUCUUAAAAUGAGAAUCUUAUUUUCAGGUACAGUCAGUCACUAAGGAGAAGCCUAAGCGGAAAGGACCAAUUGAAGCCUUACCUGCAAAUUUGGAGGAUUGGGCUAGCUAUGAAUGUCCUGAUGAAAUAAGAGAUGCCUUUAAACAGGACUCGAGUGGCUGCGCUAUGAACAGGGAAACCAUUGUAGCACCUACGCGGACCUUAUAUUACAUAGACCUUUUAGUGAAGGAGCUACAGGCAAUUUUGUGUACUCACAUGACCCUUCCGGUUCUUCAUCUGGCUGAGGUCAUUGCUCAUGAUUUCGUGGAAAGCAAAAGUCUGUCAGACCUCUACCGUCUUCGACUCUCCAGAGUAUGCUUAGACUUAAAGUUGUGUCAAGCAUCUUCUUAUCAUGAGAAGGCAGUCGGUGAAAGAUACAUUAAUGAAAUGGAACAAGGAAGGUUUAGGCAAGAAAUUGCAUUUAAAAAUGAGAAUGCCAUACGGGAUAAUCAGAAGGAAAAUAAAUUAUUUGACUCUACAAAGCAAGGCAAUGUGGAUCAGAGUAAAACAUUGUUGAUUGCAAAAGAUAAGAUUUUGGAACUAAAUGUCACUACUGAAAAGGAUUUAUGCGGUCUUUCUUUCCCCUACUUGUGGAUCGACAAAGCUGAAGUCCUAAUCCAACUGUGUUUAUAUCAGCCAGCAAGACUACUACUUUCAGAAGCACAUCGAGCAACUCAGGAAAUGGAUGACCCAUGUGCCCCAUCUGCUGUAUCACGGUGCCUUUACCUUCUAGCCAUACUAGCUAACUUGGAAAAAAAACACAGACAAGCUAAAGCACUUCUUGAACAGGCACAACUGAUAGGAGGCAAUGAGCACUUUUGGCACAUUAGCACUUUGUGUGUCACGGAUGCCAUUUUAGGGCAAGACAGGGAAGAAAAUGAAAAAAUGGCUUGCCAUUUUCUGCAAAAAACCGUAAAUGUCUUGAGACCUUUAUUGGUGGAAAGAUCUAACAGUGAAUCUGAAUUGGUUGUUAUAAUUGCAUGUCUUGAAGCCAGGAAAGCUUACAUUCAGAUUGAUUUAGCUAAAAAUUUCACCAAUACUUGUCAUCAUUUUACUGAGUUAGAAAGACUGUUGCUGGAGCCAUAUGAUAGACUAAUUCACAUAGAGAAGGACUUCCUUUUUUAUGGCUAUAAAGAUCGUUGUGCUGAGGCUUUGAUGGCACGUGCAGAUAUUCACAAGAUGUUAGGUAAACAUACAACAUAUACUGUAGACAAGCAGAGUCAUUACCUAGAUGCAUACAGAUUAGCUCAAGAAGCAGUAUCACAAAUGGAACAGCUUUUCCGCCAUAUUAAUAAUGUGCUUCCUGUUAAUGAGACUAGGAAUAUUAAUACACCAUUGAUGAGAAGUCUUGCUAGCAUGAAGUUGACCCUUAUAGAGAUCAUUCUGGAUAUUUUUGUUCUUACCAAUAUUGAGAGAAAAAAGAGAGAAGCUGGAGCGGAACAAAUUGAGCAAAUUAUUGAGGAAUUUGUAAGAUUUACACCUGACCCUUCUUCUGUUGAACAGGCAUGGAUAACCCUUGGGCACACAAUUGGUCAUAACGCCCAGGCUCAACUAACAAGCCUACAGAGUCUUUAUACCGGCUGUCCUGAUAUCAGAGCCAAGUACCUCUAUUUCACUGGAAGGAGUCUGCAUUUGCUUGCUGAUCAAACAGACCCUUUAUGUUCAAAUUUUCUUUGGAGUGAACGUGCAGCGGAGGAAAUUAAAAUAAUCUCCGAGAAAUCGCCUUCUCCAGAGGCAGAAGCAAAAUGUGAUGAAAGUGAAACACCAACAACUUGUCUAACACUUACUAAAAAACAGCUUGAUGAGUACAGGCGAAAGGCAAUUGAAUUAAGGAGGAGACAGACCUUGACCCAGAAAUACCUGUUUCAGUCAACGGAGGUUUUGCUGCAAUGCAUUAAUGUUGCAAUCAAUAACAACCUGAUAGAUACCUUGGCUGCUGCUAGUUUGGAAAUGGUGGAGUGCUUUGGACGAUUUGACCCAGUUUCAGCAACCCAGUUUUUGGCUCUUUAUCAGAGCUGUUCAGCAUCAAUGAUGAUGAAAAACAUCCUGUUAGAAGCUACGUUGAACACCAGCAGUUCACAACUGGCAGCUAUGCUGCAUCUACAGCAACACUUAGAAAAAAAGGGAGAUACAACAAGCAGCCUUUUCAAAAAUGUGGAGCAGAGAUUAGCUACUAUCUCAAAGGCAUGGGGAAACCUUUGCAUUUCUACACAACACUUUAAUAUCAUGAAUGAAUUGCCACCAAAUUUUCAUGUAAUCAUUCUCCAGCAUUCAGAAGACAGAUCUCUCUUAUAUGGUGCAGUUCUUGAGAAAGUAAAAUCAACCAACCCAAAAGAACAAAGGGAGAAGGAAAAAGGUGGACAACAGAAGGAAAAAGCUGGACAACAGAAAGAAAAGGGUGGUCAGAAGGAAAAGAGUGGACAACAGAAAGGAAAACCCGUUCAACCAACUUUGAAGGCUAAAAUUGUGCGGUCCUCUGUGGAUUCGGAUACAUUCUUGAAUUUGUUGAAUAAGGUAAAGCUUUUCAAAGAGGAGAACAUGAAAAGUCUCCUGGAACGACUAUCACCAGAUACAACCCAGGGAGACCGACGAUGGCAAGGAUCAGCUGCCGAAUUAGAUACAAAUGUGGAACAUAAAGAUGAGCAAUAUUGUACAUCAGAAUUCCAGGCUAUAUUGAACGAUAUGGAAGAAUAUCUGAAACCUGUUUUGUCGCAGUUUGACUUCUCUGAGCUAAGGCACCAAAGUCCAGCAGUCUCCCCAACUGGCUCAGGAAAAAACAAAGGUGACUCAGGAAAAACUAAAACAGGUGACUCAGGGAAAGCCAGGAAAGGUAGUCCAGGAAAAAGUAAAGCAGAUGACUCUGGAAAAAACAAAGGAAAUGAGGCAGGGAAAGCUAAAACUAAGGAGAAAAAUAUUGCAGCUCAAGCUGGUCCUGAAGAUAUAGGAGAAUGCAUAAUACUACUGGUGGACAAAUUCCUUAUGGAGUUACCUUUGGAAACUUUGCAUAUCUUUCAAGACGAGGCAAUAGGUUCUGUGUCCAGAGACUUUUCUCUCCAGAUUUUAUACAACCGCUUACAUAAAGAAGAAUCAGAAAACGAAGUAAAAAGAGAUAUAAAGGGUGCAAAGGAAUCAAAACCAAAAGCUGAACAAAAAAAAGGCAUGAAAAUACCUGCCCUUAAUCGUGUUCUGCUACCCAACUGCAUCUCAAUUGAUAUACAUAAUGUUAAAUAUGUUGUGGAUCCAUAUAAUGAUGGAAUUGAUAAUGAAUUAGAAAAUCCUGCACAAAAUUUUAAGACAAUCCUAGAAAAAUAUGAGCUAUUUACACAUCGUUGGGAUGGAGUGAUUGGUAGCACACACUUUCCAAGUCAAGUUGAGUGGGAAAACCUACUGAAUAACUGCAGUGCACUUGUAUUCUCUGGAAUGGCAAGAUUCCUCUCACAUAUAUUACUUGACAGACUAGUUGCUAUGAACAUCCCAGAAUGUCAGUUGAUGAUACUUUCAGAACUUGUACAUUCAAAACCAAGUAUUAUACGAGUGAGAAAUCUUGAUGAAGAUAAAAGUUCUUUGCGUCUGUCUCUGGAGAUGCCAACAGGGACAGCAAUCAUUCUAAGCCUUAUUGGAGUGCAUUCAAUCAUCGUCAACCAAUGGUAUACUACCCUGGAAGAGAAUACAGCAAGACUGGAAAGCUUGUGUGAAAAUUUAUUAAAAGUCGGCAAAACAACUGGACAGGCUGUUCGAGUUCUUCAAAGGAGUAAGACUUCCCUGGAUGAGUCACUCAAAAUGGAAUCAAAUCGUAUGGAUUCUCCUGAAGACAAGAAAGAAGACCAGAGGGCAAGUCCCAGUGAGUUAAGCCACCCUGCAAUUCAGCCAUCAGCUCUUAAUGCUGUUUUAUAUGGGCUGCCCAACAUGAUGUUUACAUGAUUCAAAACAGAUUUCUUUAUGUA
Elgaria multicarinata webbii is the source of this 8240-nucleotide messenger RNA. It is a transcript of the gene CFAP46, whose product is annotated as cilia and flagella associated protein 46. The record is from RefSeq and is a predicted model, not a curated record. Gene Ontology annotation, molecular function: protein binding. NCBI's taxonomy places the organism in Eukaryota, Metazoa, Chordata, Lepidosauria, Squamata, Anguidae. Gene Ontology annotation, biological process: axoneme assembly; cilium movement involved in cell motility. The transcript has 59 exons.